Messenger RNA from Colossoma macropomum (tambaqui), 5760 nucleotides. RefSeq names its product disco-interacting protein 2 homolog Cb (gene dip2cb). NCBI's taxonomy places the organism in Eukaryota, Metazoa, Chordata, Actinopteri, Characiformes, Serrasalmidae. The transcript has 38 exons. The coding region runs from base 311 to 5074 and encodes 1587 amino acids. The record is from RefSeq and is a predicted model, not a curated record.
GAGGCAUCGCCGCAGCUCUGCUCUUCUCUCUACCGCAAAUCACGGGGAUUAGCAGCAUCCUGUUUUUACCGGAGCCGUUUCGCCCGCUGGACGGCGGGUCUGAUGCCUGCGCUAGUGAGCCGUUAGAGCCCGCCUGGAAGCUCUGUUCUUUCUCUCUCUCUCCGUUUGUAGUCGGAGUAUCUCUCUCACAUAUGCUCAUGCUGCCCGUUGGUGCUCCGGGGACGAACCGCGUUUGAGACUCGGCGGCUGCUGCUGCUGCUGCGGGGGCAGAAGGCGAGGCUAGUCGAGGCGAAGCUGCAUCUGCGCGGGAAUGGCGGACCGUGACACGUUACCGCUGCCUAUCGAGAUACGCGCGCGGCUCGCCGAACUGGAGUUGGAGCUUUCGGAAGGGGACAUCACACAGAAAGGUUAUGAGAAGAAAAGAGCAAAACUCAUUCAAGCCUACCUGCCCCGUGUACCAGUGGGGGCGGAGUCUAGAAUUCCUGUCACACCUUCUUCGUCAUCGUCUUCCUCAUCUCGUUACCAAAGGCGACGUUCCACUGGCUCACGGGAUGAGCGAUACCGUUCAGAUGUGCACUCUGAAGCAGUGCAGGCAGCGCUGGAGCGUCAGUGUGAGCGGAAGAUGGCCGUCCCCAUGCCCUCAAAACGACGCUCCCUCGUCGUCCAAACAUCUAUGGAGGCAUAUACGCCACCAGACUCCUCAUCAGGCUCAGAGGGUGAGGGAUCUCUGGGGAGGACUGGUGGUGCAGGGGUUGAGGCCUGGAUUAGUCAAGCACUUCGUGGAUCAUCUUCAUCAACCACAUCAUCAUCCUCAUCACACAGCAAUGGAUCUGCCAAUGCUGCGCGUCUAGCAGAGAAUAACGCACACACUUACAACAUCGGGCCAAUUGCUCAUCUAUCCCUGAAGAGGCGGGGUUUAAGGGAGAUGGGUGUGUCAUUAGAGAAUGGUAACCUGGGUCGUCGCUCUUAUGACUACCAGUCUGACCGGCCAUGGUCAUCACUGGACUCAGAAGACAGUCACCCGGCCCCCCCUGACAUCACAAGCUACACGUCAGACCCACCCGCUGUUACUGUGGAGCGACCACAGGUCACCAUGCCAACCAGAGCUCUGCCCAAAUAUGGCAACGCUGAGCUUAUGGAGACUGGAGACGGAGUGCCUGUGAGCAGUCGUGUGUCCGCUAAGAUCCAGCAACUGGUCAACACUUUGAAAAGACCAAAGAGACGUCCACUGAGAGAGUUCUUUGUUGAUGACUUUGAGGAACUGCUGGAAGUGCAGCAGCCUGAUCCUUCAUUACCACGUCCAGAGGGUUCAGAGUCAACAAUAACACAAGGGGAAGAGCUGUGCGGACUCAAAAAUUGCCCUGCCUCCAUGGAGGCGGCUCUGCAACGCUGGGGGGCCAUCGCACCUAAAGCACCUUGUCUGACUGUCACACAUGCCAGCACUAAACAACCCUACACUCUCACCUAUGGUAAGCUUUGGUCCAGGAGUAUGAAGGUUGCGUACUACAUCCUCCACAAACUCGGAACCAAGCAGGAACCCAUAGUUCGACCAGGAGACAGAGUGGCGUUGGUGUACCCCAAUAAUGACCCUGCAGCGUUCAUGGUAGCGUUUUAUGGCUGUCUGUUAGCUGAAGUCGUACCUGUACCCAUUGAGGUUCCACUCACCAAAAAGGACGCAGGGAGUCAGCAGAUUGGAUUUCUGUUGGGCAGCUGUGGGGUUGCUGUGGCGCUGACCAGCGAUGCAUGCCACAGAGGCCUUCCCAAGAGUCUCAGUGGUGACAUCAUGCAGUUCAAAGGCUGGCCAAAGUUGCUGUGGGUGGUGACAGAGUCGAAGCAUUUAUCUAAACCUCCCAGAGAAUGGUAUCCUCUAAUUAAAGACGCCAACAAUGACACAGCAUAUAUUGAGUAUAAGACGUGUAAGGAUGGAAGUGUUCUUGGAGUGACCGUGACGAGAAUGGCCAUGCUGACACACUGCCAAACGCUCACACACACCUGCGGAUACAAGGAGGCGGAGACGCUGGUGAAUGUGUUGGACUUCAAGAAGGAUGUAGGACUGUGGCAUGGCAUUCUGACGAGUGUACUCAAUAUGCUGCAUGUGGUCAGCGUUCCAUAUGCUCUCAUGAAGGUGAAUCCAUUGUCCUGGAUCCAGAAAGUCUGUCAUUACAAAGCUAAAGUGGUCUGUGUAAAGAGUAGGGAUCUACACUGGGCUCUGGUAGCACAUAGAGAUCAGACUGACCUCAACCUGAGCUCUCUACGCAUGCUGCUGGUUGCUGAUGGUGCAAAUCCAUGGUCUAUCUCGUCAUGUGAUGCAUUCCUGAACGUGUUUCAGAGUAUGGGCCUGAGGUCAGAGGUCAUUUGCCCGUGUGCCAGCUCACCAGAGGCUCUAACUGUAGCAUUGAGGAGGCCAAAUGAAAGCAGUUCUAAGCCUAUGGGCAGAGGGGUCCUCAGCAUGACUGGGCUGAGUCACGGUGUUAUCAGAGUGGACACAGGAGAGAAACUCUCUGUCUUGACACUGCAGGACGUUGGCAGUCCUAUGCCUGGAGCGUUGGUAUGUGUAGUGAAACCGGAAACUAUUCCUCAGUUGUGUAAAACGGACGAGAUUGGGGAGAUCUGUGUGUCAUCCAUUGCCACAGGAACAUCCUACUAUGGUCUUACUGGCAUGACCAAGAACACGUUUGAGGUGUGUCCUAUGUCCAGCAACGGUGUGCUGGUGAGUGAGUGUGUUUUUGUACGCUCAGGGCUGCUGGGAUUUGUAGGCCCGGGCGGAGCAAUCUUUGUCACAGGAAAGUUGGAUGGGUUGAUGCUGGUCGGGGGACGGAGACACAGUGCUGACGACAUAGUCGCCACUGCUCUUGCCGUUGAACCCAUGAAGUUUGUAUACAGAGGAAGGAUAGCGGUGUUCUCUAUUACUGUACUUCAUGAUGAGAGGAUAGUAGUGGUGGCAGAGCAGAGACCAGAUUCCACUGAAGAGGAAAGCUUUCAGUGGAUGAGCAGAGUACUACAGGCUAUAGAUGGUAUCCAUCAGGUUGGUGUGUACUGCCUGGCACUGGUCCCCUCCAACACUCUGCCAAAAACCCCUCUCGGGGGCAUCCAUCUGUCUGAGACAAAGCAGCUCUUCCAGGAAGGGGCGCUGCAUCCUUGUAAUGUGCUCAUGUGCCCCCACUCCUGUGUCACCAACCUGCCUAAACCCCGACAGAAACAACCCGAGGUUGGCCCUGCCUCUGUGAUGGUGGGGAACCUAGUGGCAGGAAAGCGGAUGGCACAGGCCUGUGGCCGAGACCUGAGCCAAGGGGAGGACAACGACCAGUUCCUCUUCCUGUCUGAGGUGUUGCAGUGGCGAGCUCAAACUACACCUGACCACAUACUGUACACGCUCAUCAACUCAAGGGGGGCAGUAGGGAGUUCUCUAACAUGUUUUCAGCUCCAUAAAAGAGCAGAGAAGAUCGCGGCCCUGCUGUUUGAGAGAGGGCAGCUGCGAGACGGAGAUCAUGUAGCAUUAGUGUAUCCACCAGGUUUAGAUCUCAUUGCGGCAUUUUAUGGUUGUUUGUAUGCUGGCUGUAUCCCCAUCACAGUUAGGCCACCUCAUCCCCAAAACAUCUCAACCACUUUGCCAACUGUUAAAAUGAUUGUAGAGGUGAGUCGCUCAGCCUGUGUUAUGACCACCCAGGCGAUCUGUAAGCUCCUGAGGUCUAAAGAGGCAUCAGCCGCUGUGGACUUACGGUCAUGGCCACCUGUCCUUGACACAGAUGACCUACCGAAGAGACGGUCUCCGCUACUGUAUAAGCCAUCUGACCCAGAGUCUCUGGCAUACUUGGACUUUAGUGUGUCCACCACGGGCAUGCUUGCUGGGGUGAAGAUGUCUCACAGUGCUACCAGUGCAUUGUGUCGUUCUAUAAAGUUGCAGUGUGAGCUCUAUCCGUCUCGUGAGGUGGCCGUAUGUUUGGACCCGUAUUGUGGACUGGGCUUUGUUGUGUGGUGCCUCUGCAGUGUGUACGCAGGGCACCAGUCCGUACUGAUCCCGCCAGCAGAGCUGGAGGUAAACCCAGCCCUGUGGCUGCUGUCUGUCAGCCAGUUUAAAGUGAGAGACACAUUCUGCUCCUACUCCGUCAUGGAGCUGUGUACCAAAACACUCGGCACUCUCACUGACUCGCUCAAGGCACGGGGACUGGAUUUAUCACGUGUGAGGACAUGUGUGGUUGUGGCAGAGGAGAGGCCGCGGAUCUCUCUCACUCAGUCCUUCUCCAAACUCUUUAAAGAUGUGGGGCUGCACCCCCGCGCUGUCAGUACUGCAUUCGGCUGCAGGAUUAACCUCGCUGUGUGUCUGCAGGGCACCUCUGGACCUGACCCUACUACAGUCUAUGUGGACAUGAGAGCUCUCAGACAUGACAGAGUACGGUUGGUGGAAAGAGGGUCUCCGCAUAGUCUGCCUCUAAUGGAGUCAGGCAAGAUAUUACCGGGUGUCCGCAUCAUCAUUGCCAACCCAGAGACAAAGGGACCAAUUGGAGAUUCUCACCUAGGAGAGAUUUGGGUGCACAGCAGUCAGAAUGCGAGCGGGUAUUUCUCCGUAUUUGGAGAAGAGAAUGUUCGCUCAGAUCAUUUCAGCGCCAGACUGAGUUUUGGUGACACACAAACCAUCUGGGCCAGAACUGGCUACCUCGGGUUUCUUCGCAGGACAGAACUCACAGACGCCAGUGGAGAGAGGCAUGAUGCUCUGUAUGUGGUGGGAGCACUGGAUGAGGCAAUGGAGCUGAGAGGGAUGCGGUAUCAUCCCAUUGACAUUGAAACAUCCAUCAUCAGAACACACAAGAGCAUUACAGAGUGCGCUGUGUUCACCUGGACUAAACUCUUGGUGGUGGUGGUCGAGCUGGACGGUUCAGAGCAGGAGGCCUUGGACCUGGUUCCCAUGGUAACCAACGUGGUUCUGGAGGAGCACUACCUCAUCGUGGGCGUCGUGGUCAUCGUGGAUACGGGCGUGAUCCCCAUCAACUCGCGUGGAGAGAAGCAGCGCAUGCACCUGAGAGAUGGUUUCCUCGCCGACCAGCUUGAUCCCAUCUACGUGGCUUACAAUAUGUAGAAAAGACACUCAAACAGACACACCCUGAUCUGAGUGCAUAUACAUAGCUUACAAAAUAUAGAAACACACACUAAAGCCCAUCUGUAGAGACCCACUCGCACAAACAUGCACUUUCUCAAACACAUUUGCACACACUUCAUGUUGAACUACAUUUAAAUUGUUUUCAAAACGUAGAAACUCAAGCACACACUUUUACAUUUGCAAGCUAAGAGCACUAACCCAUAGAACACAGAACAAGACUAUGAACUGCAGACCUGUAUCCUUACACAUAAACACACACACUGGCAACAAGUGUGUGUUGGCUGAUCAAAGGCUUUUACCUCGCUUGCAGAUGUGUGGCAGAUAUGGCGUUUAUCAUGCCAGAACAAAAUUAAGUUUUAUUUUUAUUAGAGAUGGCACAAGCUAUUUUUAAUUGAAUCACCUAAUGAUGUCUGUCAUGCUUAAACUGCUGACAAAGCCACAAAAGUUUCUUUAAGCAAUUCUGUAGAAGAACCAGUAUUCGUUCCGUGAAGUAACUUGUUUGUAAGAGAUUUUUUUUUAAUUCAAAGAAUGACAUAACGACAUGCUGCAAAGGUUCUUUGCCAAUUUAAAGGUUUUUCAUAGAACCAACAUUAUGUGGGAGGUUCUUUAAACUUUAAAAUGGUCCUUCACACUCACACAUCUCAUUUAUAAAAAUGGUUCUCCAA